Molecule: messenger RNA, 3355 nt
Organism: Cebus imitator (Panamanian white-faced capuchin)
Lineage: Eukaryota; Metazoa; Chordata; Mammalia; Primates; Cebidae
Gene: CRNKL1
Product: crooked neck pre-mRNA splicing factor 1
Exons: 14
Coding region: 155-2218 (687 amino acids)
Biological process (GO): spliceosomal complex assembly; mRNA splicing, via spliceosome
Cellular component (GO): precatalytic spliceosome; U2-type catalytic step 2 spliceosome; Prp19 complex
Molecular function (GO): protein binding
Source: RefSeq, a predicted model, not a curated record
AUGCGAGAGGUCAAAGGUCAGCCUAGCGAGUUCCGCUUCCGGUUCCGGGAUUUUGUUUGUUGUCAGAAAAGGUUCGUGGUUUCAGUGAGCUCUCAGAGCAGAUUUCUAGCGUCCGUGCAGGGGGCCAGGUGUCCCGAGGUCCGCUGCUGCAGACAUGGCGGCCUCUACUGCGGCCGGGAAACAGCGGAUUCCCAAAGUGGCCAAGGUGAAAAACAAAGCCCCAGCUGAGGUACAGAUAACUGCUGAACAGCUCUUAAGAGAGGCUAAAGAAAGAGAACUUGAGCUUCUUCCACCUCCACCUCAACAAAAGAUCACAGAUGAAGAAGAAUUAAAUGAUUAUAAACUGAGGAAAAGGAAGACUUUUGAAGAUAACAUAAGAAAAAACAGGACUGUGAUUAGUAACUGGAUAAAAUACGCACAAUGGGAAGAAAGCCUAAAGGAGAUUCAAAGGGCUCGAUCCAUAUACGAGCGUGCUUUAGAUGUAGACUAUCGAAAUAUUACACUCUGGCUGAAAUACGCAGAAAUGGAAAUGAAGAAUCGCCAAGUCAACCACGCACGAAAUAUCUGGGACCGGGCCAUAACAACGCUACCUCGAGUCAAUCAGUUCUGGUACAAGUACACAUAUAUGGAGGAAAUGUUGGGAAACAUCGCCGGUGCCCGGCAGGUGUUUGAGCGCUGGAUGGAGUGGCAGCCUGAGGAGCAAGCCUGGCACUCCUACAUCAACUUUGAGCUGCGAUACAAAGAGGUGGAUCGGGCCCGCACCAUUUAUGAGCGAUUUGUCCUCGUGCACCCUGAUGUUAAGAACUGGAUCAAGUAUGCCCGCUUUGAAGAAAAACAUGCUUAUUUUGCUCACGCACGGAAAGUGUAUGAGAGAGCUGUGGAAUUCUUUGGCGAUGAACAUAUGGAUGAGCACCUUUAUGUCGCCUUUGCCAAGUUUGAAGAAAAUCAGAAAGAGUUUGAAAGGGUACGAGUGAUUUACAAGUAUGCCCUGGACAGAAUUUCAAAACAAGAUGCCCAAGAACUCUUUAAAAAUUAUACCAUCUUUGAGAAGAAGUUUGGUGAUAGGCGGGGUAUUGAAGAUAUCAUCGUGAGCAAACGGAGAUUCCAGUACGAAGAAGAAGUGAAGGCGAAUCCACACAAUUAUGAUGCAUGGUUUGAUUACUUGCGCUUGGUGGAAAGUGACGCAGAAGCUGAAGCCGUGCGAGAAGUCUACGAAAGGGCCAUUGCCAACAUCCCACCCAUUCAGGAGAAGAGGCACUGGAAGCGCUACAUUUAUCUUUGGAUCAACUAUGCACUCUAUGAAGAAUUGGAGGCAAAGGAUCCUGAGAGGACGAGACAGGUAUAUCAAGCCUCUUUGGAACUAAUUCCUCACAAAAAGUUCACAUUUGCCAAAAUGUGGAUACUCUAUGCACAGUUUGAAAUACGACAGAAAAAUCUGUCAUUAGCCAGAAGAGCAUUGGGAACUUCCAUAGGCAAAUGUCCAAAGAACAAAUUAUUUAAAGUUUACAUAGAAUUGGAGCUACAGCUUCGAGAAUUUGACAGAUGCCGGAAGCUUUAUGAAAAGUUCCUGGAAUUUGGACCUGAAAAUUGUACCUCAUGGAUUAAAUUUGCUGAAUUAGAGACAAUCCUUGGUGAUAUUGACAGAGCACGGGCAAUCUAUGAAUUAGCCAUCAGUCAGCCACGUUUAGACAUGCCAGAGGUGCUUUGGAAAUCAUAUAUUGAUUUUGAAAUUGAGCAGGAAGAAACGGAAAGAACACGAAACCUUUACCGACGGUUGCUUCAACGGACGCAGCAUGUCAAGGUAUGGAUCAGCUUUGCUCAGUUUGAGUUGUCUUCAGGAAAAGAAGGAAGUUUGGCUAAAUGCAGACAAAUUUAUGAAGAAGCCAACAAAAGCAUGCGAAACUGUGAAGAAAAGGAAGAGAGGCUUAUGCUGCUGGAAUCUUGGCGAAGCUUUGAAGAAGAAUUUGGAACAGCAUCAGAUAAGGAGAGAGUAGACAAACUCAUGCCAGAGAAAGUCAAGAAGAGAAGAAAGGUCCAGGCUGACGAUGGGUCCGAUGCAGGCUGGGAAGAAUACUUUGAUUACAUCUUUCCAGAAGAUGCUGCCAACCAACCUAACCUCAAACUCCUGGCCAUGGCCAAACUAUGGAAGAAACAGCAGCAGGAAAAGGAGGAUGCUGAGCACAGUCCAGAUGAGGAUGUCGAUGAGAGUGAAUCCUGAUCUUUUUCAUAUUGACAAAUGUUUUGUUAUUUUUAUAAAUUAAUUGUUUGGAACUUUUGUGACUCCCGGAAGUUCUUAUAUAUUUCACCAGUAAGAAAUUGAUUGGUAUCUUUGAUAGCUACUUUUUAAAAUUAUUUUUUUAAAUGCCCUUGGGUUAUCUAGUGGUGGGGAUUGCAAGUAAAGGACUUUUUUAACUGCUGGAUUUCUUUUUCCAACUGAGAUCAAACUUUUCUAACAUCUGUACACAUCAUGCAUUAGGAAAUGUAAUUAAGAUAACGUUUAGCAUCUAUUUUGGGUGAACUCGCAGACUUUUGAGCCCUUUUUUUUUUUUUUUUAGCUUUUCGGUUACAUUCUAUAAUAACUUUUCGUAUCAUAACCAUAGUUUAUGCAUUCAUCUGAAAUGUGUAACUUCGUCAUGUCUUCAGAGUCACAGACUUGAGUUCAUUUCCCAGCCCUGCCAUUCGUGAUUAUGUAACUUAAUUUUCAUUUUCCUCAUAAAAUGGGCCAAUACUUACGGCAACUCAUUCUGAAGAUUAUAUUAUAAGAGGAAUAUACCUGGUGCAUAGUAAGUGCUCAGUAAAAUGUUUGUUCUAAGCCACUUUUUAUUUUUUAUUAUUUUUUUUAAAGCCAGGGUUUUACCAUGUUGGUCAGGCUGGUCUUGAACUCCCGACCUCAGGUGAUCCGCCUGCCUUGGCCUCCAAAGUGCUUGGAUUACAGGCGUGAGCCACCACUCCCGGCUACGUUCUAAGCCACUUUUAAAAAUAGUUACAUUCCUUGUAGAAUUGAAUGUGAAUGGAUUAAUUUACCGUGUCUUCUACUAGUGGCCAGUUAUAUUAAGUGCUUUUUAGAACAUUACUUGGAAAAUAAUUUGCAGUGAUUAUAUUUCUGAACAAGGUUCAGAAAACAUUGUUUACCAAGAAUAAUUUAGUCUAAUUUCAGUUAGGCACUCAUCAGUUCUCCAGAGUGGUAGAGCUUCGUAAUAGCUUGUUUAAAGAAUAAUGGCUUGUUUACAUGUGUGCUACAAAAAAUGAUGUCCCAUGUUCACAUAAAUUUGGGAAACUCUGGACUAAGACUUAAGUCUCAUUAGUCAAAUCCCUUUAUAGUUAGGCUUCUGUACAUUAUGUAUCUCCAGUAGCA